Dufourea novaeangliae is the source of this 1640-nucleotide messenger RNA. RefSeq names its product protein cereblon (gene ohgt). The transcript is spliced from 7 exons. Bases 252 to 1487 code for a protein of 411 amino acids. NCBI's taxonomy places the organism in Eukaryota, Metazoa, Arthropoda, Insecta, Hymenoptera, Halictidae. The record is from RefSeq and is a predicted model, not a curated record.
AAACUUAAGAAUGUAUAAACAGAGUUCAUUUUAUUGGUUCGCUAAUUAACGAUAGAAAUGAUAAUAAAAUAGUUAUUACUGUAAUUUUUAUAAAUUAGUUGAUCUCGCAUUUGAAGUAGUUAUGUAUGAAAACUAAUGAAAAUGAAAAUUCGUGUGUAGGUAGAAGGUGUUUAUGUACUGUGUUUGACGUUUGCGGGAAGAAAAAUCUACUUUUACGAAUUUCUAAUACCUAUUUAAAAUAAUUAAUAACAAUGGACUCCGACGUAGAAAGCGAUAACUCUUCAAAUCAACCUAGGGAGUAUGAAAUGUUAGAAUAUGUAGAUAACUGGGAGAAUAAUGUUGAGGUAGAGUAUGAGGAGGCAGAAAAUAUUGAAGAACCACUAGAAAAUACCUUUGACUUAACAUUACCAGCUACACACUCUUAUUUAGGACAGAACUUGGAAGAGCUCAGAGGAAGGAUAUUAUUUGAUGAUGGAAUUUAUAUAAAUUUGCCACUAUUAGUGCGGGAAUCUGUUAUAUUAUUUCCUGGUCAAACAUUACCAAUGACGAUAAAUGAUACACAGACUAUAGACAUGUUAUUGAAAUGUCUUCAAAAUAGUCGAACGUUAGGUGUUGUUUGCAUGAGACAUAAUAAAAUGGUACCAAUAGGCACAACUGCUGAAAUCUAUCAAUGUCUGUACAAAGGUCCCGAAGAAGGUUAUUGUAUAAAAGCAAAAGGCAGACAACGUUUCAAGAUUCUGCAAGUAAUAGUGCAGGGUUAUGAUCGAGUAUCAGCAAUUGUUAAAGUUUUACCAGAAAUAACACUUGGGCCACCACUCUUCGAAGUACGUUUGGCCUCAUUAGAUCGUUUACGGAUGAAACCAACUAAUGAGGAAGAUUUCAAAAAACAAGAAAGAGUAGAGAACAUAGAUUCCAUGGUAACUCCUUGGCCUGGCUGGGUUUAUAGACAGUACGAUCCUUUAAGACUUUCUUUAAAAAUACGGAAACACCUAGAGUUCAUUGAAAACAGGGGGAGUAGUAUACCAGAAGAUCCAACAAAUUUGUCACUUUGGGUUGCCAAAAAUUUGAUACUAGAUGAUAGUGAAAAAAUUGCUUUAUUAAAUUAUGAUUGUGCAAUAUCGAGGUUACAGAGAGAGAUUAAGUAUUUAAUAGACGAUAAAAUAUUCGUUUGUAGUAUAUGCAAUAUCUUCAUUGGAAGACAGUCAAACAUGUUUCCAAUGAGUAUAGAAGGUCCACUUGGUACUUAUUGCAAUCCUUCUGGUAUUAUAUAUGAUACCGUGACUUUGUAUCACGCACAGGGUCUUACGUUAAGUGGUAAUGCACCAUCAAUGGGAUAUACAUGGUUCCCAGGAUAUGGAUGGACAAUAGCUACAUGUUCAAAUUGUCAUUCUCAUAUGGGAUGGAAAUUUACAGCAGUUGAAAAUAAUUUGAAACCUAAAGCGUUUUGGGGUUUGACGCGUAAGAGUUUGAAAACUAAAGAAAUAUGAACGAACCAAAAGUUGAAAUACACAUUAUAAUGAACCAGAAUGUUUCCUUGCCAAUAUGUAACGUUUACGUAUAUUCCUUUUAUAUUGUUAACCAUUGAAUGUAUGGGUAUUGUAGAAUAAGUUUAACAUUGUGUCAUCUGUUAUCACUAUACA